AUGGUUAUGGCGCAUGUUCGGUCGCGCAAGAUGGGGACGUAUCCUGGGUCAUCGGGGGCCAACUCGUGUGUGUCGAAUUACAGCAAUAGCACGAAUAGCAAGACGGUAGGGUCCGGGAUUCAUAGACGUCCUAGUGAGAAUAUAUUGAUGAAUAUGAUGGAAGGUGGUAGCGGUAGUGGUAGUAGUGCGGCAGCAAGCGCGUCCAGUAGUGUUCCAGGGGGGGCAGGGUCUCUUUCUACGGGGCCAGGGCCUGCAGGGGGGCCACCAGACGCGCCUGAGGAUGGUGUACUGUCGUUUAAGCCGCCUAAUCGGAAGGCGGUUUUAGUGAAGAACGAAAGACCCAUUUCGAACGAGUCGAUCAUUACAGACACGGGAGAUGUGUUUUCCAUUAAUGCUGGAUGUUCCAAGGACUCCUCUAGCGGGACGUCGAUUAUCGACGAUGAGGAGGAUGAUGAGGAUGGCAGCAGUAUUGUUAAUGGUGGCGCGUUGACAAAAGAGUUGUUCUCCGCUUCAAAUUCGAGUCAGGGUGCGGCAGCAGCAUCCACCAGAAAAAAUGGCGGCAGCCACCUGAAUAACAAGGAUGAGCUGGACGCUGUGUCGCUAUCCCACCUCACCGAUACCUCGCUUUCGGAUGCAGAUCUUUCAGUAUCGACAGUCAAGGUCACAUCAACACCAAAGGCAAUGAACACUAAAUACACAUUUAACAACAGCGAUUCGCAUGUAACCGGCAAUAGUAACAGUAAUGCCAGCAGUAAGAGUGGAUCGACGUCGUCGGGAGCCGGGUUUGACAGCUCCGGCAUCAGCAUGGGCAUGAAUAUGAAUACGGCAGGUUCCAGCUCUGGGCCAGGCGGCGCGAAGUUGCUUACCCGGUCGAAAACAGCUUCAGCCAUGAAGCCCAGCACGAACAGCGCAAUGGCUCCAUCUUCGGUGUCGUCCACUUCUGUACAUUCAGCAUCGCAUCACGGUCACCAUCCGUUGUCCGUAUCGCAGCAUUCCAAGAGCGUGCCCGUUCUACCAACGGACUUGCACAAUACAAAGAAACCCUUAACUCCUUCGCAGCGUUACAGACUGCGCAGGGAACAAAACAAGAUACACUUGCAACAUAGUAUCAAACAAAAAGAGCUCUUUUACGAUGAAGACGCCAAGCUCUCGGCCAACGAGUUGCUGGACGAAAGCCUCGUCGCAACCAUACCAAUGGCCUCCCAUAGUUCUGCGUUCCUCACUCAACGCAAACAAAAAAGAUCUUCUGCAUCGGGAUCGUCGGCAACAAGCUCCUCAUCAUCGAAGGGCGGUGCCGGUGGUUGCGGCAGCGGGAACGGGAAAAUCAUUGACACCCAUGACAUGCCUCCUAGCCCAAUACCGGGUGUGCAAAGGAUGUCUGACCUGGAGUACUUCCAGCAAGUUGGAAGAAACCUCAGUGUUGUAUACCAAAAAUCUGAGUAUGAGAUUACCAAGUCGAGGCUCCUGGAGCGUACGCAAUCUGCAGAGUUACUUCCCUUUGAUUUCAAGAACGCAAGCGAAGAAGGUAUGGAGGACUUAAAGCUAGUGAGCGACGACAAAGUGUCGAUGGUGACGAGCACGAGGCCAUGUUGGCUGCCGCCAAAGGGCCAAGAGGAGCGGAAGUCUCACGAAAGGGAGGUUCGGAAAACGUUGAGCAUGGCCAGCAUCGAGAAGUUGGAGAGUAGCCAUAGACGAGAGGAGCAAGAGGUGAAGGACGAGAUAAACAGACAAAAAGUGGUGCUACUUAUUGAUAGAGGGUUAAAUAGGAAAUCUUCGCUUCCAGAUCUGAAAAGAAUUGCAUGGGAAACCGGAUUCUCAUCGUGCAAAAGGUCGUUGAUCUACAAUACUGUGUUGAACACAGAGCACAACGUGAUUUCUAACAAGUACAUGGACAAGUUGGAAGAACUAGAUGAAAUCAUCAAGUGCAAAAUGACGCCCUUCCCUAGCACGCAGAUGGCAGAAAUUAACAAGUUGGCGGAUGAUAUGCAUAUCGGCGUGACGCCAUCACUUCGACCACACUUGGUGAAGCUUUUGCAAUGGAAGUCUAUAUCCAAGUAUGGGAUACAGACGGGGGACAACUACUUGAUGUACCACUUGCUUCUGGAAGGGUUUGAGGUGGAAGAGAUAUGGAAGCUGGCGAACUUGCUCCAGUUGACAUGUUUCAACUCUACCACGAGAGACAAGUACGACAACCGGAUCAUGAACAAAGAUGGGGUUGUUGGGAGGUACAUGAGGAAAGAUGCUGCGUUUGCGGAGGAGUUCAACUCUAGAUAUUUGAACUACAUGACAUUCUGGAACUGUCUAGCGCGGGUGGACCACGAGCUAUUCAUGUGGAUCUUGGACAUAAUAGUUGCGGAGAACGCCAAGGUAUCGCGGUACGACGCCAACAACAAGCAGAUGCAGGCACUUGAUUGGGAUGCUUUCAAGGAGAAGCAUGUGACGGUAAACUACAAGAUUCUUUGUUCGCUCACGUUGAACGUGUUGCUCCGGUACCAUUUCGGAUGGAACAAUCUUUUGCAUUUGGACGAGUUGUCGUCGUCGUUCCGGUUAAUCCAGGCGAUUGACGAGUACCAGCCCAUCAGAGAGCAGAAUGCGUUGUUUGUGAGGAAGUGGAACCAUUACUACGCGAAGUUUUGA
This is a messenger RNA of Kluyveromyces marxianus DMKU3-1042, 2637 nucleotides long. It is a transcript of the gene SBE22, whose product is annotated as Sbe22p. The record is from RefSeq and is a predicted model, not a curated record. Gene Ontology annotation, biological process: fungal-type cell wall organization. Lineage: Eukaryota; Fungi; Ascomycota; Saccharomycetes; Saccharomycetales; Saccharomycetaceae. Bases 1 to 2637 code for a protein of 878 amino acids. The transcript has a single exon.